CUGGAGGUGAACACUAGUCGAAAUUUGAAAGCGUCCUUUGGCCCGGUUACUUUACGUUGUGACACACAGGCUUGGUUCACAGUUAGAGACGUUUUAUUUUCACGCUAAACACAAUGGAUCCGUUCACCGAAGAGGACACCAACAUGUAUUUUUACGAAAACAGACUUAAAACGUUCGAGGGGUGGCCAUUCAACGAGGAUUGCACGUGUACCCCGGAGAACAUGGCCAAAGCUGGCUUCAUUCACACCCCGUCAGAGAACAGCCCAGACAUUGCAAUGUGUUUCUUCUGCCUCAAAGAGCUGGAGGGCUGGGAGCCGGAGGAUGAUCCAGAAAAGGAACACAAAUCUCAUUCACCAUCCUGCCACUUCAUUGCCCUGAAGAAGAAAAUAGAGGAGAUGACAGUGGAGGAAUUCUUCAAACUACAGAAGGAGAGGCACAAACUUCAUUUCCUCCACUCGCAGAACAAAUCCUGCAACGAGGCCAUCACCAAGUUCGAAGAAGCAGCCAAAGUGAGAAGAGCAGAUAUCAUCAAGACGGCCAUGGGAGAAGAGUGACACUUGAAUGGCUGCAGAUGAAUGACAUGGGCGGUGUGACAGAGAUUAAUUGCAGCUGGCAAAUGAUUGACUGGUUCCUCACUUUCCAUGUUUCUUUCAUGUGCUUUCAUGUCUUCUUUGUGUUGUAUCUGUCAUUUUUUAAAUGUUUAAAUGUCCUGUUUUAAUUCAUUAAACUUGUUCUUUUUGGUUACCCUAAA
Molecule: messenger RNA, 751 nt
Organism: Lates calcarifer (barramundi perch)
Lineage: Eukaryota; Metazoa; Chordata; Actinopteri; Centropomidae
Gene: birc5a
Product: baculoviral IAP repeat containing 5a
Exons: 4
Coding region: 114-554 (146 amino acids)
Source: RefSeq, a predicted model, not a curated record